Python bivittatus (Burmese python) is the source of this 1360-nucleotide messenger RNA. Its product is annotated as extracellular fatty acid-binding protein-like. NCBI's taxonomy places the organism in Eukaryota, Metazoa, Chordata, Lepidosauria, Squamata, Pythonidae. Gene Ontology annotation, molecular function: small molecule binding. The record is from RefSeq and is a predicted model, not a curated record.
CUCUUCUUGCACGGCUUCGAAAAGUCCUUUAAAAGCGCAAGACGCUUCUCCGUGCCCGGCCAUUUUGGUGUUGCUGCUUCUCCCAAAGGGUCAGAUCCUGUUGGGCCUUUCUGGACUGGAUGACCAUGUGUCAGGAGCCGGACAAAGCUCGGCUCCUGCACGUGUCCCUCUCAAAGCCCGCCCCUUGCCUGGCGAAGAAUGCUACAGCCCUCCCCUCGCUCUUUGGCUGGCUCUGCCCCUCCCAAGUGGGAGCUGUGGAUGUGGGGACUUGGGGGGACUGAAGCGGCCGGAGUGGCUUCUUUCGGGAGGGUGGGGAGCGGCAAAAUAGUUGCCUCGUUGUUCUUCCUCGAUGGCCUGGCAUUGAAGGAAGCCCCCCUCCGCUCCUGGGGAUUUAGAGAGGAUUUAGAUAAGAGGGAGAUUGGGUUGCAGAGUCUCCUUCAUGGCUUGGAGCAGGCUGUGGCCCUUCCACCUCCUUUGCAGCGGCCCUUUAUCCCUUAAUGCCACGUCACCCAACACCUUGGGCCCGCAGUUGCCCAAAACAUUGCAUAAGCUGUGCUUCCUGUCAAGCGCCCGAGGGACGGGUAUAAAUCUGGGCGUUCCAGAGGGGCCGUCACCCCUUCUGCCUCUCCAUCAGUACGCGAGGAGCACCAGCGCAGACCCACCAGCAUGAAGGCCACCCUGCUCAGCCUCGCCGUGUUGUGCGUGCUUGGUGUUCAGGCCGACGUGGAAGUGGAACCAAAUUUCGAUAUUGCAAAGUUUGCAGGGAAGUGGCACGUCCCGGCCCUUGCGUCCAACGACCCGAUGCUCCAGGGCUUGAAGGAUGUCAUGAAGACGCCGGCGGCGCGGAUUAAUCUCUUGCCAAACGGCAACGUGGAAUUAGAAACUUACUACCUUUUGGGAGAAAAAUGUGAAUUAAUGAAGAGCACACUUAUGAAGAUGGAACAACCUGGACACUUUAAAGAGGCUGAUGAGAACAACAAGAAGGAGAUUUGGGUCCUGGCCACCGAUAACGCCAGCUUCGCCAUCAUCUAUAUCCAGCGGGAAGGGAAAGAUAUGCCCCCCAGCAAGAGUCUCCAGCUUUACAGCAGAGUUCCAAACCCAGGGGAGAACUUGGCCACAUUCAAGAAACAUUGCGAGAAGAUGGGGCUCUUGGGCGAACUGGUGGUUCCACCCUUGUCUGAUAGAUGUUUCAAGGAAAUUAGCGGCUGAAGGGAACCCAACCUCCAUCUUCAGCCAAAGAUCUCUCUUGCUCCUGAUGCUCAGGCCUGGAGGCCAGGAUUGCUGACCAGCCAUCUCUCGCUCUCUCCCCCUGCUCCUCUCUGUCAUUUGCCUGCCCGCGCUCAUCACUUUCUGUGGAAUA